Messenger RNA from Euleptes europaea (tarantolino), 554 nucleotides. It is a transcript of the gene EMC4, whose product is annotated as ER membrane protein complex subunit 4. The record is from RefSeq and is a predicted model, not a curated record. Gene Ontology annotation, cellular component: EMC complex. The transcript has 5 exons. NCBI's taxonomy places the organism in Eukaryota, Metazoa, Chordata, Lepidosauria, Squamata, Sphaerodactylidae. Gene Ontology annotation, biological process: protein folding in endoplasmic reticulum. The coding region runs from base 3 to 554 and encodes 183 amino acids.
AGAUGAGCACCCCGGGGGGCGCUGUGACCAACCGCGGACGGCGUUUCAAAUGGGCCAUUGAGCUGAGUGGCUCAGGAAGUGGCAGUAGGGGCCGCAGUGACCGAGGCGGCGGGCAAGGGGAUACCAUGUAUCCUGUAGGCUACUCAGACAAGCAGGUGCCGGACACGAGCGUGCAAGAGACGGACCGUAUCCUAGUGGAAAAGCGCUGCUGGGACAUCGCCCUGGGCCCCUUGAAGCAAAUCCCCAUGAACUUGUUCAUCAUGUAUAUGGCAGGCAAUACAAUCUCCAUCUUCCCCACCAUGAUGGUCUGCAUGAUGGCGUGGAGGCCCAUCCAAGCGCUCAUGUCCAUCUCAGCCACCUUCAAGCUGCUGGAGAGUUCCAGCCAGAAGUUCCUGCAGGGUCUGGUGUACUUAAUCGGCAACCUUCUCGGGUUGGCCUUGGCCGUGUACAAGUGUCAGUCCAUGGGGCUGCUGCCGACUCACGCCUCUGACUGGCUGGCUUUCAUCGAGCCCCCUGAGCGCAUGGAGUUCACUGGUGGGGGUCUAGUGUUAUGA